Molecule: messenger RNA, 1141 nt
Organism: Hymenoscyphus albidus
Lineage: Eukaryota; Fungi; Ascomycota; Leotiomycetes; Helotiales; Helotiaceae
Source: the annotation of a GenBank genome assembly
AAAACAUCCGGACUGCUUAUAAAUCCGGACUCCUUAUGAAGUACGUUAAACCCACACCCCACCAUUUACCCCACCUUCCCCCUGUCACAGCCUCGUCCUCACCUCACCACAGCCUUCCCAACUUUCUUCCUCAUCCCAUCUACUCUACAAAAACCAUGCGCAAACAACCACCAAACCCACCAACUCCCCCAUAACCACUACUACGAAAGCACAAUGCAAUCACUCAUCUGGUCGUCCACAAUCCCACUGCAAAUCAGCCACCCCUCCUCGCCAAUCCCAUACCUCAUCAACAUCCCCCGCGUCUCAUACCUUCCCCUCCUGCUCCCACGCCUCACGACGUUCUUCGGCCCUGUGUGCUCCUCUUUCUCGUACGAGGGGAUCUUACUGAAGAAUUUACCGGUUGGGCUGUUGGCUGAUUUGUAUGCGCCCGAGCUGCCGUGGAGGGUGGUUGUUGAGGGGGGGUUGGAGUUUGAUAUGCAUGACACUUUUAUGAAUAGUGUGAAGGAGGUGAGUUGAGAUGUUGGGGAUGGGAGGUAGAGAGAUGGGACGGUAGAGGGAUGGGGUUGGGGAUUGGGGAUAAGGGACAGGGGCUGAUGUGUCACAGGCGGAUUUCAUAAGGUAUGGGACUGCAAAGGGGAUCAUGAGUAUGAGCAAGGAGAAUAGUACUACGCUAUGGAAUUCCGUUGUUGAUAGUAUGUCUUUCCCUCCCUCCCCUCUCAAUAGACCUUCAACAGAUCCUAACAUGUACAAAACAGACGACUACCAAACCUUCCACCGCAUCUCCUCCAUCCUCCUCAACCCCUCCAUUCCACUAAAACACAUCCCCCUACGCAUCUACGUCCCCUCCACACCCGGCAAAUCCUCUCCCUCGGACUCCCACCCCACACCCCUCGCAUCCUUCAAGAUCAUCCAAACGCUGCUUCCCCCGCGGACACCAAACCGCGAGGUGCAAACGCUCGGUAUGGCUUUGAAUAGUUUGCUGCCGACGUUGUUUCCUAGUAGGAGGGAUCCGAUACUGGCGGAGGCGGUGUUGCAUGGUGCGAGUGUGCCGUUUAGAGCCCCGCUGGAGGAACUCAUGCGGGAGGCGGCGUAUGCGGAUGGCUGGGUUAGUUUGUGUGUUGUUAUGGUUGAUGCUGUUUAG